Messenger RNA from Ostrinia nubilalis (European corn borer), 1524 nucleotides. RefSeq names its product cyclin-C (gene CycC). The record is from RefSeq and is a predicted model, not a curated record. Gene Ontology annotation, cellular component: nucleus; mediator complex. The transcript has 3 exons. The coding region runs from base 196 to 1002 and encodes 268 amino acids. NCBI's taxonomy places the organism in Eukaryota, Metazoa, Arthropoda, Insecta, Lepidoptera, Crambidae. Gene Ontology annotation, molecular function: cyclin-dependent protein serine/threonine kinase regulator activity. Gene Ontology annotation, biological process: positive regulation of transcription by RNA polymerase II.
GUUGUGUGUAUGCCUUUGCCUGACAUAGAAGUUCAAAUUUCAAAUGUCAGUUUGACAGUUCGGUCGGUCAUUGACAUUUAUUGUUGACGUUUGUGUAGCGCCGUUCGUUUCAGAUUCUGCUAUUUUUGCAUUUUUACAUGCAUUAAAACCUAAUUCUAAGGAUAAAUCUAUUUUCUAUACGUUACGAGAUAAAUAAUGGCUGGUAAUUUUUGGCAAAGUUCGCAUCACCAGCAAUGGUUACUAGACAAAACAGAUCUAAUCAGAGACCGUCAACAUGACCUCAAUAUUCUAACCGAAGAAGAAUAUCAGAAAAUAUUCAAUUUCUUUGCGAGUAUCAUACAAGCAUUGGGUGAGCAACUGAAGGUGCGACAGCAGGUGAUUGCCACGGCUACAGUUUACUUCAAGAGGUUCUACGCAAGGAAUUCUUUGAAGUGCAUAGACCCGUUACUUUUAGCUCCUACAUGCGUGUUCUUGGCUUCCAAGGUCGAAGAAUUUGGUGUAAUUUCUAAUUCUAGAGUAAUGACUACUUGUCAGACUGUAAUCAAGACUAAAUUUGGCUAUGCAUACGGGCAGCAAGAAUUUCCCUACAGAUCUAACCACAUACUAGAGUGUGAAUUCUAUUUAUUGGAGAACUUGGAUUGCUGUCUCAUAGUGUAUCAGCCAUACAGACCCCUGCUUUUAUUUGUUCAAGAUAUGGGCCAAGAUGACCAAUUGCUAACUUAUGCAUGGAGAAUAGUCAAUGAUUCAUUGAGAACUGAUGUCAGUUUACUAUACCCACCAUAUCAGAUUGCAAUAGCUGCUUUACACAUAGCAUGUGUAAUGCUAGGGAAUGAAAACCAAAAGAGUUGGUUUGCUGAAUUGAAUGUUGAUAUGGACAAGAUUCAAGAGAUUGUGCGGUCCAUCAUUAACUUGUAUGAAAUGUGGAAGAGUUACGAUGAAAAGAAGGAAAUACAAGGGCUCCUAGCCAAGAUGCCAAAACCAAAGCCAGCCCCCCAGAGAUAAUAGUCAUUUAUUUAAUAAUAAUUCCUAUCAGAGUUCAUAAGACUUAGGAAAAUGGGUGUUUGUAGUAUGGCUUUAUUUUUAUAUCAAUUCUAUAAGUGAUACCAGCACAAUUUGUGGCGUUCGGUCAAGUGUAUGAACUAUUAAAUAUUUAAGGCAAACUAAUCUGGUUAGCUGUUUCACUGGUAUAGUUCGGUAGGUUUGAGCCUUGAAUGAAUUGGUACAACUGUAUGUAAUAUUUAAAGUCUGUAAAUAUGUAAUAACAUUAUUGACAAUUUCAGUACAAUAAACGUACUUCUAGAAUUUAGGAAUUAACUUCAUUUAAUAUUUGUAUGAUGUAAUAAUAAAAACAAAUGAAUCACUAAUCAGUGCCUAUAGAAAAUUAGGUCUUGUGAUGACGCCAGACCAUUUUUCACAAGUUCCUGAAUGUAAUGAAUGUUGUAAAUAUUGACAAUGAUCAAUCUUUAUUUUUAAAGACUGCCAGUAUUUUUACCUGUAAACAUGAAAUAAAACAUUGUUAAUAGA